AUGGUUAAUAUUCCAUUUUCAAAAUGUAUCCUUGCACUAUUGCUCGCUCUAUUUGUCAUUCCGUCACUCUGCACCCAGUGCACGGUUGACACUUCUGUUUUAUUGCCCGAAGAGAUUAUCACACAAAAUUGGGGUACAGCCUAUACCACUUCCUACUUUGUAGAUGCAGUAGGCACAGCAGAUGUCACCUACUGGAUAGCAAAAACAGAUACUGUAUCAGGAGAUAUUAUUAGAGAAAAUGCAGAUGGAACGAUUCCUUGGGUUCGAAGAUUCACUGUCGGCCAGCAUCCUUAUCCUCACGCUCAUGUUUUAAACAAUGCUGGAUCUAUUCUUUGGUUAGUUGACAAUCAUUCUUCUUUUCCUGGUGUUGAAGUCAUGAAAAUGAAUACUACCGAUGGAACUACAUACUAUUGGCAAAAUGGAAAUGAUGCACUUAAAGGAUGGGGAUCAAAGCCGACUGCAUUUAUUUCAGAUGAUGAUUCUAAAGUAUUUUUUGUUUGUACAGAUUUCGGUAUAUUAAAUGCCUUGGUUUGUGCAUUUGAUACUAGUGUUACUAAUUUCAAGUGCUUUGUCACUGGAAAUGCUUACCCUCAUGGUCUUUUGCGAGUCAGCGACACUAGACUUAUCUUCUUUGGAGUUGACAAAACAACAAAUCACGGAACUCUCUCUAAUGUUGACCCGACUCCAUCCACGCCCACAGCGCACUGGCAAAAUCAGCUGUCUAUCCCUGGAGGCUCAGCAGCAUCGAUGAACAAAGGAGCAGCGACUACGAACACUGACAAAUCUAAAGUAUAUGUCGCCCUUCCAAUUGGAGCAUCCGCUUCUACAACAAUGUUGACCUUCAUGGUCCUAGAGGAAUCCUCUGGGAGCCUCAUAGGAGACAUCUUUGCUUCAGAUGAAGCAGUAACUGAUGUUGAUGAAGUAUAUUACUUCUUUGACAAUAUUUAUAUCUUAGCCCAAGCUAGCAGUGGUGCGAGAUUAUUAGUAUUCAAUAAGUCUUUAUCUAUCUUUGAUAGUGCAGGAUCAAUAUAUCGUGGAAUUUAUUCAGAUGCAAUCAGCGGGAGGCUGAGUCUUAUAGGAGGCAAGUCAAAUAACGCUAUAGUAUAUAAAGCAUUCCCUGAGCAUUUGGGUCUCAAUGGAGAAUUCACUACAUCGUCAAUGACAAUGUCUAUAUCAACAAGUUCAUACGGAUAUUCUGCGAGAACAUAUUCUUAUUCUGCUCAAUCUACCUAUUCUUCAACAGAUCAGAGUGGAGGUCAUCCGAACAUUGCUUCAUCAACAACUGCAACUACUCUUUGGCAAACUUCAGUGAACAGGUUUAAUGAACCUGUAACUAUUGAAGUUAACCCAAGCUUUCCUUUCGACAAGUUUGUCAAUGCUACUUGCUCUAUUGGAACAUCCACUCCAAUCAGCUAUACAUUCACAAAUACUGACAGCGAAAGUAACACUGACUGGCUCACUUUUCAUGAGAGCAACUUGUCUCUGUCUGGAACUCCUCCAGAUAGCGAGAGCGACAAAGUAUAUAAAUACAAUGUUGUAGCUAGUUGGACAACAACUCCUUCAGGAACUUCGACUACAGAGAUCAUUGUAGAUUCAAAGCACAAAGAAGUUACUACUGCUGGAGAUGUUGCAGAAGCUACUGCUCAAGCCCAAGUAGGAAUAGCAGCAGGCAUUGCAGUGUUCAAUGCAGCAUUGACAGGGGCUCCUCCGACUUCUCUUUGGUCAUUACUUAAUCAACUCCAAAUGCUAUUGCUGUUGAUGCUUAUUGAUGAGUACACUCCUUCAGACAUUAAUGAAUUCUUAGAAGGAACAUCCUUUGUAAUGCUUAAUUUCAACUUUCUUCCAGCUGGUGAUAUUCCAGGCAUUGAUAUUCCAAUUGAUUGGUUCGACUUUGGAGAGCCUGGAGAGAAAAUCCAGAACCUUGGCAUUGAAUCUUUCAGCACUUUUGUUAAUAACUUCUCUCUGGUCUGCGCUUUUAUUUUGGUCACUGCUUUGCAUAUUGUGUUGAAAGUGAUUCCUUGGUUUAAAAAUAAGAACCAUCCCAACUGAGUCAUUAGAAACAUCGCGAUUAUUAGAGAUAAAAUUAUUGACAUUAUUUUCUUUGGGGUUUAUGCUAGGUUAUUAUUAGAAGCCCAUGAAACAAUGGUUAUUUCAUCAGCUUUGGAGAUCAGAGAGUUUGAUACAUCAUCAGCAUCUAUUUUCUUAUCUCAUCUUAUAUCAUGGGUGUUUCUAUUGCUAUGCCUUAUUAUUCCAACAUUCGCUUUGUAUUUAUUUUAUACCCACAGAAAUCAGUAUGACCCUGAAAAGAAAACCCCAACCAUGGAGUUCUUUGAGGGACUUAAAAACAACAAAUGGGCAAGAUUUUACAGUUUCUUACUGUUGUUCAGAAGAGUCUUGUUUGUAUUAAUUGUUAUCUUCAUGUCAAGGAAUGUACACAGAGCUUACAUAUACUCAAUCUUGCUUGUAGCUCAGCUAGCCUACUUCGGAACUUUGAUCUAUCUAAGACCAUUUGAAGAACUGCAAGAUAACAUCAUCGAGCUGGUCAAUGAACUUUUCUUAAUCGGGGUUAUCUGUUACUUGUUUGCCAUGACAAGUGGUGACAAAUGGACUAAUUCUGCCACUUCUUGGUUUAUGAUUAUUCUGACGAUAAAUUGCUUGAUUGUACUUGCAAUCAUGAUCUACUUCAUGAUUGUUAAUAUUAUAGUGAAAUGUAGAGAAUGGAGAAAGAGCAAAGAGAGCUCAUCAUUCAGCCACUUGUCUGUACAAGAAGAGCAUGCUCCAGAAACAGAGAAUAGGGAUGUGAGAUCUAAAAGCAGAGCUGAAAACUAUGCAGAGGAAGAUCCUUAAAAU
Molecule: messenger RNA, 2850 nt
Organism: Moneuplotes crassus
Lineage: Eukaryota; Ciliophora; Spirotrichea; Euplotida; Euplotidae
Source: the annotation of a GenBank genome assembly